This is a messenger RNA of Saccostrea cuccullata (small rock oyster), 4310 nucleotides long. RefSeq lists its product as uncharacterized. The transcript is spliced from 9 exons. Bases 3 to 4310 code for a protein of 1435 amino acids. Gene Ontology annotation, molecular function: axon guidance receptor activity. Gene Ontology annotation, cellular component: neuronal cell body; plasma membrane; axon. The record is from RefSeq and is a predicted model, not a curated record. NCBI's taxonomy places the organism in Eukaryota, Metazoa, Mollusca, Bivalvia, Ostreida, Ostreidae. Gene Ontology annotation, biological process: synapse organization; homophilic cell-cell adhesion.
CGAUGACUUCAAUAUCUUGGAAAAGAAAUGGCUGUGAUUUGAUAUUGUCCGACGAAUCCGAAAAUUAUUCUGGGGGAACACUAGAUGAUUUCUGCCUAAGAAUUAGCCAUGUUAAAGACAACUGUUUCGGUACAUACGAAUGCACAGCUCGAAAUGUAUUUGGGGAAAUGACAAUUCACAUCACAUUAGAAUGUCCAAGCUUCACUCUUGGAGAAAUCAAAACUGAUGGAGAGGACGUCAUAAUUGAGUACACCGUAUCUGUGUCUGAAGACUGUAAACCAAUGACUUCAAUAUCUUGGAAAAGAAAUGGCUGUGAUUUGAUAUUGUCUGACGAAUCCGAAAAUUAUUCUGGGGGAACACCAGAUGAUUUCUUCCUAAGAAUUAGCCAUAUUAAAAACGACUGUUUCGGUACAUACGAAUGCACAGUUCGAAAUGUAUUUGGGGAAAUGACAAUUCAUUUUACAUUAGAAUGUCCAAGCAUCACUCUUGGAGAAAUCAAAGCUGAUGGGGAAGAUGUUGAAGUUGAGUACGCCGUAUCUGUGUCUGAAGACUGUAAACCAAUGACAUCUAUAUCUUGGAAAAGAAAUGGCUGUGAUUUGAUAUUGUCCGACGAAUCCGAAAAUUAUUCUGGGGGAACACUAGAUGACUUCUGCCUAAGAAUUAACCAUAUUAAAAACGACUGUUUCGGUACAUACGAAUGCACAGUUCGAAAUGUAUUUGGGGAAAUGACAAUUCACUUCACAUUAGAUGACAUACAGUGCCGUUCUAGGGAAUGUCAAAGUUUCCUUCUCUGCUGUUUGCUCCUAGAUAAAUGUCAACCCAGUAAAAAUAAACCAGAUGACUGGGAAGAAAAGCUUAAAAUAUCCUGGAAAUUUUGCUGUGGGGAUGACGACAAAAAUAUCACAAAGCGUGUCCUAACCGUUAUAUCAGAUGGAAAAUUUGAAGAUCACAUUAAUUGUGAAAAUAAUGAGUACAAAUUGCUAUCACCCGAUGUAGUAUUUCAGUCAUUUCUACGAAAGAGUGGUUUUGUAGACUUCUUCCUUCAGCACGCUUGUUCACGAAACAUAAGUAUCUACUGUCGAUCAGCUGGGUACAAAAAGGAUCCAUGUGAAACUUGCUGCAAUGUCACUCCCGAGCAGUUCAAGGUCGUCGUACAGCGGCUCAAUUUCGACAUCCUGACUAAUAAUUCAAUCAAGGACAAAGCAUGUCAUCCAAUCAUCGAAGAAGCUCUGAAUAUUCCAAAGGGAAUUCUUAGUUUAGGGAGUGAGGGGAUAUCCAAAUAUCUAGAAGAACUCACCCACGGCGAUCAUGUAGUCUUUGUUGCAAGGGGAAUGUUAGUUGGAUGUGAGGGAGCAGGAAAAACAAGCCUUCUGCGCAGACUUAGAGGGGACGAUAACCCAAAUCCUACAUCAACUAGAGGAAUAGACGUCAAUGUUAAUGUAUUCACAGUGGAUGGGGGAAAACUUGAGGUUACAACCAAUCCAAAUAAAGCAUGUCUCCGCUCAACUUUAAAUCAAAAUGAUCGAACUGAUGUUCAAAAUCAAACCACGAAUGCUUCUGCAAACCAGCUAUCUGGAAGUUUUGAUUUCAAGGACGAAAAAAUCGAGGACGAAAAAAUUUCGACAAAAAAACCCCAAACGUCGUACGAAAUAAAUAGCAAACGAGUUACAACGACAAUACAUCAAAGAUAUCAAAGAGAAAACAAGGAAAAUGGGGAUUCUAGUGUAAACGAUAACACGAAUUAUAGUGAAGAAGACGAGAUUGUGACUGAAAAUAUACUUUCUUUGGAUUUCAGUAUCCCUACAUCCGAUGAUACUGAUAUCCCCCAUAAAAUUUCCAUGGAGGAAAUAUUGUCAGAGUCUUUUGCAGAUCGGGGGAAAAUAGUUACAAUCUUUGACUUUGCUGGACAGUUUGCAUACUAUGCCUGUCAUCACCUUUAUUUUUCUCCUAAUGAUUUCUACAUUUUAGUAAUGGACAUUACAAAGAGACUGAAUGAUCGAGUAACUUUAGACAAAACAACACAAAUACACAAUCAAGGAGAUCCACAUGACAACAUAAGUGAUGGUCGGUGUAAGAUUGAAAGAUCUAUCUAUGACAGUUGGACUUAUCUAGAAUAUACAGAAUAUUGGCUUCAAUCCAUUUUGACAAAUUCUGUUGGGAUAACGCCAGCAGCGAUGAAAAAUGACAACAAACCUUCUGAACAGGCACCUCUUAUUCUUAUAGCCACUCAUGCGGAAGAAAAAACAAAAAAGGAUGUUGAAGACUAUUUUCGGGAUCUCCGGGACAAGUUUCCAACAAUGAGUGUCCACAUUGAUUAUACCAAUGCAUUUUGCACUGGUUAUUGGGGACAAAAUUCAAACCUCGACGAAAUUAAGAACGGUAUUAUAAAAGUUGUUAAGACGCUUCCAAAUUGGGGGAAAAGGAUUCCUUUGUCAUGGUUUUACAUAGAAACUUUAUUAAGAAAGAUUUCGAGUUGGAAGAUAAUCAAAACCGAUCAAUUGCUACAAAGGUGUGGAACAAGUGGUGUUAAAGUUGAGAGGAAAGAUGAUCUUAUUACUCCAUUACUCUUUCUGCAUAACACUGGGGUUGUUUUAUUUUUUGACGAAGAGAAUCUCAGAGAUUUUAUCAUUCUAGAUGUACAGUGGUUUGUUGACGCAUUCAAAAAUAUUAUCACGGAUGAAAAUCACGCAAAACGGGAUAUACCCCAGGACCUGUACGAGAAAUGGAAGAUGUUUAAUAAUAAUGGACUUUUGACUGGUUCCCUAUUGUCUUCAAUCUGGAACAAAUGUGAACAAAACGAUCUGUACAAUGCAAAGAAAACUGAAAUUAUUGCUAUGAUGAUAAAACUGAAUGUUUUGACAGAGGUAACACCAUCUAUAGGUACAACGAUGUCAGAUAUGUGGUAUUGUCCGUGUAUGAACAAACAAACAUUCCCUACAGCAGAGUUUGAAAAACUUCGGAAUUCCUCUCUUUUUUGUUUCAAGUUCAAUUUUCUCCCAAAAGACCUAUUCCAUCGGUUAAUUGCUGCUUGUAGCAACAAGUUAAAAUGGAAAAUCGUUAAAUUGAAAUUUCUUUGUGUCUACCAAACAGCGACAGUUUUCGAUAUUAAAAAAAGCAAAGUCUUAAUAGGCAUGCACAGUAACGAUAAGAUACUUAUCCAAUACCUUGAUCUUCCAGAGUCUAAAAGUGCUGAUUAUUUAGGCAUUCGUGAAAAAAUUAGAAAGUUAAUUGAUGAACUGACAGAGAAAUUAGUGCAUUGCGCAUACGAGGUAGGAUACAUGUGCGAGAAAAACGUUUUUGGAAAAUCAAACAUCUCUCUCUCCCAUUUUAUAGCAGGGUCCGAUUUGGAAGAUACUGAAGAGGACGGUAUCAGCUGUUCUGAGUGUGGAUUUAGUCGAAAAAUUUCUGUUACAGAUAUAAAGUGGGAAGGAGUUAAACAUGGCUACAGCAUGAAGACAACACAGAAAUCAUCAAAAGCUGGACCCUCUCCUCCAGUCAGACAGCUGCUUGAUGAACCAGAGACUGUCACUACCAUAGACACUGGGUAUAAAUACCUUUGCAAUGUGGUCUGUCUGAGUGAUAAAGAAAUCUGGACAAGAGGAAAUGACUACACCAUGAAACUCUACAGCAUCAAUCAGGGAUUACUACUCAAGUCAAUCAUAACCAAGUCAGGGAACAUUCCAUGGGACAUAGCAGUGACAAGAAGUGGAGAUCUAGUUUAUACCGAUACCAGUGAUAGAACUUUGAACAUUGUGAAGAAUGAGAGGAUGGAGGUGAUCAGACUGCAGAACUGGUGCCCUUACAAUGUCUGUAGUACCUCCUCUGGUGACCUCCUGGUUAUCAUGAAAAGGGAUGAUAAACUAACAAAAGUUGUCCGUUACUCUGGCUCCAAAGAGAAACAAUCCAUUCAGUUUGAUGAUAAAGGCAAACCUCUCUAUUCACCUGGUGAUUAUUCUAGAUACAUAACUGAAAACAGGAACCUGGACAUCUGUGUGUCUGACUGUAGAGCUAAUGCAGUAGUGGUGGUCAAUCAGGCUGGGGAACUGAGAUUCAGGUACAAUGGAUAUACUCCUCCUCGAAAGAACAGACCAUUCUAUGCGCGAGGAAUCACCACAGACAGUCAGAGUCACAUCCUUACAGCGGAUAAUAACAAUGACUGUGUUCACAUCAUAGACCAGGAUGGACAGUUCCUCUGUUACAUAGACGGUGGACUGAGUCAACCUUGGGGACUGUGUACAGAUACAAAUGACAAUCUGUUUGUUGCUCAAUUUGGAAACAAUCAAGUGAAGAAAAUCAAAUAUCUGAAGUGA